AGAAUCUGAAUAAUCGGAAAAAUCAAGGUUUCAGCCGAGAAGAAAAUGGGGAAGAACGAGAAAACAUCUCUAGGUCGAGCUUUAGUGAAGCACCAUAACCAUAUGAUCCAAGAAACCAAGGAAAAAGGCAAAUCCUACAAAGAUCAACACAAGAAGGUUCUCGAAUCUGUAACCGAAGUCAGCGACAUCGAUGCCAUCAUCGAACAAGCCGAGGAAGCUGAACGGCUUUUCGCGAUUCAUCACGAUUCCGCAACGCCUGUUCCUAUCAAUAUGGACACAGGUUCGAGUUCAAGUGGUAUAACAGCUAAAGAAUGGAAAGAGCAAAGGAUGAGAGAAGAGGCUUUACAUGCUAGUAGUCUUCAAGUUCCUCGAAGACCUCAUUGGACACCUAAAAUGAAUGUGGAACAACUUGAUGCUAAUGAAAGACAAGCUUUUCUUACUUGGCGACGGAAACUUGCGAGCCUCGAGGAAAAUGAAAAGCUUGUGUUGACACCAUUCGAGAAGAACCUUGACAUCUGGAGACAACUUUGGCGAGUGCUUGAACGAAGUGAUUUGAUUGUUAUGGUUGUUGAUGCUAGAGAUCCUCUGUUUUACCGUUGUCCUGAUCUUGAGGCAUAUGCACAAGAAAUUGAUGAGCAUAAAAAAACAAUGCUUCUGGUCAACAAGGCGGAUUUGUUACCUUCUUAUGUCAGGGAGAAAUGGGCGGAAUACUUCUCCCGCAACAAUAUUCUGUUUGUCUUCUGGUCAGCCAAAGCUGCUACGGCUACCCUAGAAGGUAAACCCCUGAAAGAACAGUGGAGAGCACCUGAUACCUCUCACAAGACAGAUAACCCAGCUGUUAAAGUAUAUGGAAGGGACGAGCUUUUGGCUCGAUUAAAACUUGAGGCUCUAGAGAUAGUAAAAAUGAGGAAAUCUAGAGGAGUUUCCGCAACUUCUGCUGAAUCACACCGCGAACAAGUUGUGGUUGGCUUUGUUGGGUACCCGAAUGUGGGAAAGAGUUCGACAAUCAACGCAUUGGUAGGUCAGAAGCGAACAGGUGUCACAUCUACCCCCGGGAAAACGAAGCAUUUCCAGACAUUGAUAAUCUCUGAGGAUUUAAUGCUCUGCGAUUGCCCUGGUUUAGUCUUCCCUUCAUUCUCAAGCUCAAGAUAUGAAAUGAUUGCUUCUGGAGUUCUUCCAAUAGACCGGAUGACCGAGCACCGCGAAGCUAUUAAGGUUGUGGCUGAACGUGUUCCUCGGCAUGCCAUUGAGGAUGUGUACAACAUCUCUCUACCUAAACCCAAAAGCUAUGAGCCUCAGUCACGCCCACCACUUGCAUCAGAGCUUCUAAGAACUUACGGCCUUUCUCGUGGCUAUGUUGCCUCUAGUGGACUACCUGAUGAGACAAGAGCAGCUAGGCAGAUUCUGAAAGACUACAUUGAAGGUAAGCUUCCACAUUUUGCAAUGCCUCCAGAGAUAACCCGAGAUGAUGAAAACGAGACAGCGGAUGAUAAUAUGGGAGCCGAAACACGAGAAGGUUCACAGCCUGAGGAGGAAGGCAAAGAAGCUACUGGCCUUGGUCUUGGUCUUGAUCAAGUUCUAGAUGAUCUGAGCUCGUUUGAUCUUGCAAAUGGAAUUGGGUCUAACAAAAAGAAACAGCACAAGAACUUGAUGCUAGUAGUCAAUGUAUUGAUGAAGAGUACUUUGAAGCAGACAACGCCGAGGAUUGGAACAGCUCAGAAGUGGUGGGAGAAAGGUCUGAAAGAAAACAUGAGAGAGAUCUCUUCAGCUCAAGAACUCGUUGACUCUCUGACCAACGCGGGUGAUAAGCUUGUUGUUGAUGAUUUCUUCUCACCUGGCUGUGGCGGCUGCAAGGCUCUCCAUCCUAAGAUAUGUCAGUUGGCAAAGAUGAUCCAUGGUGUGCAGUUUCGUCAGGUGAAUUACGAGGAACAUAAGUCGAUGUGUUAUAGCCUGGUGUUCAUGUUCUCCCGUUUUCCCAAUUCUACCGAGGCGCUAUGGGUCGUGAUUGCAGCUUUAGCUAUACCAAUGCCACGAUCAAGAAAUUCAGAGAUGCAUUGGCAAAGCAGAUGAGUGUAGGGUUUGAGAUGAUUUUAUUUUAAAGUUUUCUGAAUCUUAUGCUUGCCUAAUUUGUUUUCUCUUAUUAAAAAGAUCAUAUUUUG
This is a messenger RNA of Arabidopsis arenosa, 2159 nucleotides long. The record is from the annotation of a GenBank genome assembly. Lineage: Eukaryota; Viridiplantae; Streptophyta; Magnoliopsida; Brassicales; Brassicaceae.